ACUUGCCAAUUUUGAAAAAGCAGCUUCAUCCAAAAUCAAAUAAUGGAAGAACUCAACUUGAAGAUAAUAAUACUAGUUUUGUUGAUGGGCGUAGCAGUAAGUGGUGGAGAAGUAGAAUACGUGAGACCUCCAGCGCGUAAAGCUUUUCGUUUGCCGUGGGAUCCAAAGCCUUCUUCGCAACCUCAGCAGGUUCACAUCUCAUUAGCUGGGGACAAACGCAUAAGGGUAUCAUGGGUCACAGCUGAUAAAUCUUCUCCUUCAAUUGUUGAAUAUGGAACAUCCACUGGAGAAUACAGUAGUAAAGCUGAAGGAGAAAGUACCAAGUACAGUUACCUGUUAUAUAGUUCCGGAAUAAUACACCAUACUGUGAUUGGACCAUUGCAAGACGACACAGUGUACUUCUACAGAUGUGGUGGAGAAGGUUCGGAGUUCCAGCUCAAAACUCCUCCAUCUAAGUUUCCAGUUACUUUUGCUGUGGCAGGAGAUUUGGGCCAGACUGGAUGGACAAAGUCCACUUUAGACCAUAUAGACCAAUGUAAAUAUGAUGUUCAUUUGCUCCCUGGUGACCUUUCUUAUGCUGAUUAUAUUCAGCAUAGGUGGGACACAUUUGGUCAACUGGUUCAGCCACUGGCUAGUGCGAGACCAUGGAUGGUGACUCAAGGGAAUCAUGAAAAAGAAAACAUACCACUCAUUGUGGACAAAUUUAUAUCUUACAACUCCAGGUGGAAGAUGCCAUUUGAGGAGAGUGGAUCUACUUCAAAUCUCUACUAUUCAUUUGAUGUUGCAGCGGUUCACACAAUCAUGCUUGGUUCAUAUACCGACUAUGAUGAGUACUCUGAUCAAUAUAGAUGGCUGAAGGCUGAUCUUCUAAAAGUGGAUCGUAAAAAGACUCCUUGGUUGGUUGUGUUAUUCCAUGUGCCAUGGUAUAAUAGUAAUGAAGCCCAUCAAGGUGAAGCUGAUGACAUGAUGACAUCUAUGGAGCCUCUGCUGUAUGCAGCCGGUGCAGAUAUAGUGUUUGCUGGGCAUGUUCAUGCUUAUGAGCGCACGAAACGAGUUUAUAAUGGUAAACCUGAUCCUUGUGGUGCUGUCCACAUAACAAUUGGUGAUGGAGGAAAUAAAGAAGGUUUAGCGCGCAAGUACACCCUACCCCAGCCAGAAUGGUCCGUAUUCCGUGAAGCAAGCUUUGGCCAUGGUGAACUUGCGAUUAUUAAUUCAACUCAUGCCUCCUGGAGUUGGCAUAGAAAUGAUGAUGAUGAACAAGUGAGGUCUGAUCAGGUUUCGGUUACCUCAUUGAUUGGUUCAGGAUGCAGGAGCAUUGGAGUCCCGAACUAAUCCUGUGGAUCCUUAAAGCUCUCUUUGAAACAGAAACCAACUACUUACUCGUAUCAUAAACUUGAUUUAGGAGAUAUAUUAAGGUACAGAAAGGACCAUUAGUUCCCUAGUUUUUGUCUCUAAAUGUAACGUACCUCGUAAAUUUUAUUUCUUUACAGGAUUAUUAUUUAGUACUUACCUUCAA
Molecule: messenger RNA, 1516 nt
Organism: Lycium ferocissimum
Lineage: Eukaryota; Viridiplantae; Streptophyta; Magnoliopsida; Solanales; Solanaceae
Product: purple acid phosphatase 18-like
Exons: 5
Coding region: 43-1332 (429 amino acids)
Molecular function (GO): acid phosphatase activity; metal ion binding
Source: RefSeq, a predicted model, not a curated record